UGAUAUUUCAAAGCCCUAGAUUGGGACAUCAAGUGACAUUUUAUUUUAUUUUAUAUAAUUUUUUGUAACAAAUCAUAUAAACAAAUACUAGUCAGAAAAUGGCAUUAUAUUUAUUACAUCAACUUACAUGUUAAACCUUAAUUUAUACUCAGAAACUGUCCUCCACAAGACCAUGUUUGAGCUUAGCAAAUUACUUCUUCCUUCGUUAUGGCUAAUCCUCCCAUUGCUACUUAUACUCAUGAUCAACAAGUUUUUCUCCUUCCAAAACCGAAAAGCUUGUCAAUCUACUAACACCACGUUCCCAAAAUCUUAUCCUAUUAUCGGUCACUUGAUCGCCAUUUAUCAACACAAGGAUGAGAGGUUCCAAUGGUUCUCAUCCCUUCUACUCAACUCCCCAACUGGGACCAUCGUCAUCCACCACCCUUUCGGAUGGCGGAGCAUCGAAACUAGCAACCCGGCCAAUGUUGAACACAUGCUCAAGGCUCAGUUUCCCAUUUACCAAAAGGGGCCUUAUCAGAAGUCCAUUCUGAAGGACCUUUUAGGGAAUGGCAUAUUCAAUGUUGAUGGUGAUAUGUGGAAGUUUCAAAGAGAGAUUGCUAGCUAUGAAUUCAACACCAAAUCGCUACGAAAUUUUGUAGAAACGGUUGUUGAUACCGAGCUUUCUGGUAGGUUGAUCCCAAUCCUGCAGGAGGCUGCCAGGAAUCAGACUGUCCUUGAUCUGCAGGACAUGUUAAAAAGGUUUGCGUUUGACAAUAUUUGCAAGAUUGCUUUUGGUUACGAUCCAGAAUAUCUGUCACCUGCUUUACCACAGGCUAAAUUUGCUGAUGCUUUCGAGGAUGCUGUGAUGAUUAGCGGUCAGAGAGCGAGAUCAUAUUGGUCGAUGCUGUGGAAAGUCCGCAGGUUACUUAGUAUUGGUUCAGAGAAAAGGCUCAAAGAAGCAGUGGAUGAAAUCAGGGGUUUUGCGAUUUCCAUUGUAAGACAGAAAAAACAGGCAAUGCUACUAAAAACACAGGAAUUUUCUUCAUCAGAACCAGAAGACUUACUGUCAAGAUUUCUUAAAUCAGGUCACUAUGAUGAAAAAUUUGUUUCUGACAUCGUUAUCAGCUUUAUCCUUGCUGGCCGAGACACUACAUCGGCUGCUUUAACAUGGUUUUUCUGGAUGAUCCACAAGAACAAACAUGUAGAAGAAGAGAUCCUAAGUGAGAUCAACAAAGGCAAGGGAAAACAGGAAAUUAAAACAGAAAAUUCCUCUGUUUUUGAACAAGUAAAAGACAUGGUCUACACCCAUGCUGCACUAUGUGAGAGCAUGAGGCUCUAUCCACCAGUGCCUGUAGAAGCGAAGGAGGCGGCUGCCAACGACGUGUUACCGGAUGGCACACACGUCAAAAAGGGGAUGUGGGUGGUUUACAUUCCUUAUGUUAUGGGAAGAAUGGAAAGCAUAUGGGGUACUGAUUGGGCUGAAUAUAAGCCUGAACGUUGGCUGGAACUGGAGGAUGCAGAAAAGACAGGGAAGGAGAAAUGGAAGUUUGUGCCAAAGGAUCCGUAUUCGUACCCUGUGUUUCAAGCCGGGCCUCGGGUUUGUCUAGGGAAGGAGAUGGCAUUCUUGCAGAUGAAGAGGGUGGUGGCUGGUAUAUUGGAGAGGUUUCGGGUGGUUCCGGCAGUUGAAGAAGGGUUUGAGCCAGUUUAUCUUCCUCACUUGACAUCGGAGAUGCAAGGUGGUCUUCCAGUAAGAAUCCAAGAAAGGAUAGUAUAGAGGUUAACAAUUAGAAAUAGUAGC
This is a messenger RNA of Chenopodium quinoa (quinoa), 1777 nucleotides long. RefSeq names its product cytochrome P450 94A2-like. The record is from RefSeq and is a predicted model, not a curated record. Gene Ontology annotation, molecular function: monooxygenase activity; heme binding; oxidoreductase activity, acting on paired donors, with incorporation or reduction of molecular oxygen. NCBI's taxonomy places the organism in Eukaryota, Viridiplantae, Streptophyta, Magnoliopsida, Caryophyllales, Amaranthaceae. Bases 128 to 1753 code for a protein of 541 amino acids. The transcript has a single exon.